AUGGAAGAUUUCUUUGUUUAAUUUAAGGAGUUUUACGAUAAGGUUAAGGACAUCACAAAUGUUAGAUUUGCAUACAUGAAGGAAUUAUAUAAUCUUGGAAUUGAGCAAUUUCCUGACAACCAAGAGGUUUAUAACUUUUAAAGGAAUAACUAACUCAGCAUUCAGUCAGGAACCAAAAAAUUAAAAAAGAACUGGUCUGAUGAAGACAAAAGAAUCUUAAUAUGGAUUAUCGGAAAGUACAUGUCCUAUCAUAAAAGAGAUUUCAAACUAAUUUGUGAGGAGGACUGGUAGAAUAUAUCAUCGAUGAUGUUGCGAAGAGACUCGUUCUAAUGUAAGCAAAAGUGGCUAUAGAUGUUGAAAUUGCCUCUUCAAUAAGCUCCGUGGGGACAAAAUGAGGAUGAAGCCUUAGUUCGUAUAAUAAGUGAGUUUUAGGCUCAGAACAGAGGAAAUAAAUGGAGUCAAAUUGCAACUGAACUCAAUAAAACAACAGGUCUAAAUGUUCACAGAAAUGGAAAGUAAUGUCGAGAGAGGUGGAAUAAUCACUUAAACCCAUCGAUUAAUAGAAAUCCGUGGUAAUAAUUAGAAGAUUUGGAGCUCAUGAGAUUGGCCAUUUAAAAUGGAAAAAAGUGGGCAUUAAUUUCUAAAAAGUUGAAAUUAUAGCGCAGUGAAAACAAUGUGAAAAAUAGAUUUAAUUGUUUAAUGAGAAAGGAAAAAAGCGGCAAAAAUGUCCCAUAAUCCUAAAAUGAAAGUGAUAAUGAGGAUCAUGAUUCAUAUAUAUCUGAUCCAUCAGCUGAAGAGUUAAGUCAGGAUGAGAUUAAACAAAUCCAAGCCAUAAUCAAAAAGAUAGAAUGGAGAAUGAAAUAAGAUGGUUCUUCCUAUGAAAUCAAGUAAGAACAUUAGGAUUAAGUCUCCAAAAAGGUAUAACUGGAUAGGCGUGAAUUAAAAACUAGAUAAUAAUAGCAAGAGAAUCAAAACAACAAUAGAAUUUAAAAUGUCAAUAAUUUCAAUAAUAUCAAUAUAAACAUUGAGAAUUUUACUCCUUCUAGUUUAAACCAACCAACAAACAAUACUGCUAAUUGCAUUUCAUUGUAAAUUAUGGAAUAUAAUUAAAAUGAGGAUUAGAGUUAAUUAAGUUUCUGUUUAGUUAACAAAGAAAAAGGAUAUGUAUACUUUUUAAAUUAGGAGUAAUUUAACAAUUAUAUUAAAUCUUAACAUCAGAUUAAUAACAACGCUCUUAUCAACUUAUCCAGCUUUUUAGGGGCUCAACCUCCAAUUAGUAAUCUGAAUUAUUCAAACAACAUUGCUCUAAACGCAAAUCUUGAACUUGGUUAGUAAUAAAAUCAGUAGAACAAUAAUUUAGAUGGUUUCUCUGAACAUUAAAGUUUGAACUCCUAUUAUUAUUAAUGUUUGCCCAUGAAUAAUCAAAUGAAUUUUAAUUAGCUUCAACCAACCCGAUCAUUUUUGAACUUACCAACCCAUUUAAAUAAUAACUUUACUACCAAUCAAUAGUAUUUCCCUGGUUACAACUAUCAUGUAACUUGCUACUAGCAAUAAUAGCAAUAACCACAAUAGAUGAUGUAUUAAUCACAAACUAGUGACAAAUUAGAUCUUUGA
Messenger RNA from Paramecium tetraurelia, 1614 nucleotides. RefSeq lists its product as uncharacterized. Gene Ontology annotation, molecular function: RNA polymerase II cis-regulatory region sequence-specific DNA binding; DNA-binding transcription factor activity, RNA polymerase II-specific. The record is from RefSeq and is a predicted model, not a curated record. Lineage: Eukaryota; Ciliophora; Oligohymenophorea; Peniculida; Parameciidae. Gene Ontology annotation, biological process: regulation of DNA-templated transcription. Gene Ontology annotation, cellular component: nucleus. The transcript is spliced from 3 exons.